AACACCGAAGGUCAGGAUCCUCCGCUUGCUGAAUCCCUUUUGUCAUCUCACUGCAGGCUUCGGACUUCGGAGUCCUAAAUGCCAGAACGAUAUGUACACCAUUUGCCCAAGUAAAAGACAGGAAUGCAACUGGUAAACUUUUGAGUUUGACAUAUUUUAUCCAGGAAUAGAACAAAAACAAGGUUGAUUUUCAACUUCUACCCUUGGGUGAUCAGUGAUGCACAGUCUCAUAUAGAAACUCUGGGAUCAUAUAUAACCCAUUUCUUCUCUGUCACCCAACUGGAAAAAGCUCUCUCUUUACCCCUCCCCCUCUUCUCUCAGCGUCAGGGGCGCCAAAAUGGAAACAAGGGUGUUCCCAUUGGCCAUUCUUCUCGGAAUUGCAGUUCUCAUGGCAUCCUGCUCUACAUCAGGCGCAGCAGAAUCAGGCUCGUUUUCAUUCGGAGACAAUUUUGAUAUUAUGUGGUCUGAGGACCAUUUCAAGACAUCGGCAGACGGGCAGGUCUGGUAUCUUUCUCUCGACAAAGAAACAGGUUGUGGGUUCCAAACAAAGCAGAGAUACAGAUUUGGAUGGUUCAGCAUGAAGCUCAAGUUGGUCGGAGGUGACUCUGCCGGUGUUGUGACGGCCUAUUAUAUGUGUUCGGAUCCAGGAGCUGGACCUGAGAGGGAUGAGCUAGAUUUCGAGUUCUUAGGGAACAGAACAGGGCAGCCCUACACGAUACAGACCAACGUGUACAAGAGCGGAGUUGGGGGCCGAGAGAUGAGGCACAUGCUCUGGUUCGACCCUACCGAGGACUUCCAUACCUACUCCAUUCUCUGGAACAACCACCAGAUUGUCUUCUUCGUGGAUAGAGUACCCAUAAGGGUGUAUAAAAACACAGAGAAGCCAAAUGACUUCUUCCCAAAUGAAAAGCCAAUGUGGAUGUUUUCAAGCAUAUGGAAUGCGGAUGACUGGGCAACGAGGGGUGGGCUUGAGAAAACAGACUGGAAGAAGGCUCCCUUCGUAUCCUCCUACAAGGAUUUCAAUGCCGACGGGUGCCAGUGGGAAGAUCCUUACCCUGCUUGUGUCUCUACCACCACCCACAAUUGGUGGGAUCAAUAUGAAGCUUGGCACCUCUACGAUUCUCAGAAGGAAGACUUCGCUUGGGUUCAGAGAAAUCUUGUUAUCUAUGAUUAUUGCAAGGACACUGAGCGCUACACUAAGCAACCAUGGGAGUGCUCCCUCAGUCCAUGGGAUUGAUCAACAAUCACCCCUCCGCCCAUAUAUUCUUUAUUUAUUUUGCUCCUUUUUUUCCCUUUCUAUUCAAUUAAUUGUCUUGUUUUUCUUCUUCUUUUUUUC
Molecule: messenger RNA, 1336 nt
Organism: Nelumbo nucifera (sacred lotus)
Lineage: Eukaryota; Viridiplantae; Streptophyta; Magnoliopsida; Proteales; Nelumbonaceae
Product: putative xyloglucan endotransglucosylase/hydrolase protein 8
Biological process (GO): cell wall biogenesis; xyloglucan metabolic process
Cellular component (GO): cell wall; apoplast
Molecular function (GO): xyloglucan:xyloglucosyl transferase activity; hydrolase activity, hydrolyzing O-glycosyl compounds
Source: RefSeq, a predicted model, not a curated record